Molecule: messenger RNA, 3272 nt
Organism: Porites lobata
Lineage: Eukaryota; Metazoa; Cnidaria; Anthozoa; Scleractinia; Poritidae
Source: the annotation of a GenBank genome assembly
AUGGAGACCCCGAUUUACGUGAACGGUACAAGCUCUUUUAGCGGGAAGAGUGUCUCGCUUAAGCGAGUUCUUAAUCAUAAGCAGGAACUACAAAAGGAGAUCUCUGACCUAGAAAAGCUUCAGAAAACGUUACUUCAACAACGUCAAGACCUCGAGUUCCUCAAUGAAAGUAUAAAGAAAUGGGCGCAUGAUUUUGACAAGAUUGAGCGUAACAGCCAAGGUGUACCUUUCGUUAGGAAUGUCAAAGAAAUUUGUUUUCAGAUAGAAACUCAUCUAAACGACAUUCAUGGGGAUUUCUAUUUCAGAAUGCAAAAUCUGGUCACUGCUGAUGUUCCCUGCUUUCAACAAGUUUAUGAAGCUCUCGAAUUGUUGAAAAAACAAGUGUCAAAAAUUUUGAACGAUGACGCCGCUUACAAAGCCUCUUUUAUCGAAGAAAUUCGACAGCUUCUUGGUCGACUAACAGGAAUCACUGAUACUAUGAUGGAUAUUUAUUUUGAGCAAUAAAUCCCCACAAAGGAAAAAGAUAUCAACCGAUGCAAACUGUGAAGUCGAAUUGAAAAUUUUCUUAACUGAAAAAAAGACAUUUUCAUAUUGUAAGCUUAUAUGUUUCUAAGCCUUUGUUGUGUUCCGUUGACUGUAUUUUAUGUAAUCAAUUUUCCUGUAAUUCCAAUGGAAAUGACAAACAUUUAUUUAUAUUUAGUUCAGGAGUCCAUCCUGUUUAGUUCAUUUUUUCAUUCAGAUAGAAAUAAGUUGAGAACCGAACUCUAGAAGUCUGAACUUUAAUGUACAGGCAGAAAGAAAAUCUUGACCUCCUUUGCUCGGCUUGUUUGAAAACUAAUUAAAAUCACCAUACUUGGCGUUUCACCUCAAAAACUUAGAUUGGUAAGAUGCUCUACUUUUUAGUUAUUAUAUAGAAAAAUAUUCACACUGAAAACAUGUAAUUUCUUGCAGUUCUAGGUUGUUGAUAAUUGUAGAAAUGAUGUUUUAGAAAGAACUCUUUGUGUUGUAAAUUAAUGACUGCUUAUUGUAUUUGGGCGAAAUAAACUCCCAAAAAUAAUAAAGGUAUAGUUAAACGUAGAUAAAAUAACUCUUUAAGUUGUGUAAACUCGAUAGUGAGAUGAACACAAAACUUCACUGAUGACAAUGACAAUAAAAGUUUGUUAAAAGUGAUAUAUGAGAGUAUGACGGGUGACUCAGAUCGACAAUGUUCGUGCACUACUUGAAUCUCCGUUUCCUGCAGACAUUAAAAUAUUGUCCUUAUUGAAAUAACUCGCAAAUUAACACUACCUUCACAAACAAAAAAACAAAUAAAUCAUUAAUUUUUGUUUAUUUUCGUUUGUUCAAUAUUUUUAAACUUACAAUUUACAGAAUUUGUUUUACUUUGCAGUUAAAGUGACAUAUUUUGUUUGCAUUCAAUUCUGUACUUGAAUUUAUACAAUUCGAUUUCUUUCGAAAUCACAAUGCGCUCAUGUGUAAAAUGACAAACAAAAAAUAAAUAAUGAAUGCAGAUACUGAGCGAAGAGAUCACAGACGUUCAUCGAACUCUUAGUUCAAUUAAAAGAAAUUUCCUGAUGACUAUAUAUGGCAAGCUUUACCAUGGUCAUAUUGUACAACAAAUAAUAGAAUAUUGUCUGUGAAAUUUGAAAUCAAACCAAUACUUCGGCGAACAAAUUCAAAUACGUUUAAGUCAGAUUCUCGUGCACCUGCUCGGAUGCCUAAUCCAAUCAUCUUACGGAUUUGGAAAUUCUGACCCAAUCAGAUUUCAGCCGCCGAUUUGUCAUAUUUUGCAUGAAAUUUGGGUGGGUCGUCAGCGAAGCUUUUUGGUCUGAAAAAAUAUUCUACUUGUAUAGUGUUUCCGAAAUCUCAUGCCGGUGAAAUAAACUAACUUGUUUGUGAAAAUCCCAACGAUACCAGGAGCUUUUGGUCUCGACUGUUAAGGUAAGCAUUUUAAACCGACGCAUACUGUAUAUCCUUGUUAAUAUUACUGUAACGCUGGUUUGUAUGUAACCAAUUUCAUAGCUCUCUUCCUUAGCAUCAUGUAUGAUAUUAAACUUUGAAAUAAAUGAAAAACCGAAAAUUAAAACUUCUGCUAUCCUCCUCAUUCGCGGUAUUGAUCAUGACUACAAACAUAAAUAGCAACCAAAAAAAAGCGACAUUUUACACAUUUUUAAAUUUAAGUUUGUUUUAUUUUCGCUUUAGUUUAUGCGUGCAAAGAUCGCAAAUCUUUUGCUAGAUAUGCUAAUUAAAAUCAGCUGUUCUCGAAACCCUCAAAGAGCAUGCCCGAAACAUUAAUCUUACCCAUGCCACAAUGCACUUUCAAUAUUCUCGACCCCAGUCAACGCUUCCGACUCCCUGAGUAAUGGGCAUUAGAGAAGAGCCCUGGGGUAGAGAAUGCAGUUUCAAUCUCCGUGUCCAGGGGCUGCGAUCCGUUUGGUCAGCACCAGGGUUUUGAAAGCUCUGAGGACGACAUCGAUCUAGUUUUGUCAGUUUGCUCAUGUUUUACUAAUGUAUUUAUUCUCACCUUGUUUGGGAAUGGCUGGAAGAACUCAAGGAAAAUUUUGGCUAUAAACUUUGGCAUAAAAUGCGCUUUCCUUCGACUUUAAUUUGCAAACGUUGAAUACGGUUUAGUUUUUAAUACAAUCGUGGGAAAUGCUCGGACCGGACAGUCACUCUCUCUGCUUAACCUUUCUAAAUUUUGAGUUGUUUUUAAACUCUCAAAGGUUCUUGUAUCGGCCACCUAAGCCGCGAGUACUGAUGGCUUUGUCUUUUUUAUAGGAAUGUCGAAAGAAGGGAUAAACGAGAAUAAAGAACUUACGACCCGCAUCGAGAAGUUGUCGAUAACUUCAAUCAACAAAAACACCAAGCUGUUCAAGUCACAAAUAAGAGAACUGGAAAAGCAAUAUGAUACAAUGCAGCAACAACUAGAGGACCUGCAUUUUAUUCUGGAUGUUGUCUUGAAAUGGGACGAGGACUUCAAAAAAGUGGUGCGAUUCAGCCAGGGCGUGCCUCAUACGAGGAACACAAAGGAAAUAUGUGCCAAUAUCAAAACAGCCAUGAUACCAAGCAGCGAGUUUGACCGAACCGUUCAGAUUUUGGUCAAGGAAGGGGUACCUUGCUUCAAGCGAGCCACUUCGCUCUUGGAAAAGCUAAAGUCGCGCCUCGACGAGAGAUCGCCAAAUGCGAAGUUCUCCGAGGAGAUUCGCCAACUUCUCGGGGAAUUGAUUGGAACUUUGAGCACGAUUAUGAACUUCUUUUAUGAUCAAGAAUCUUAG